CAGAUGACGGCUGUUAGAAAUACAUUUGCCAAAAUAUUAACAAACGAUUUGUCAACUUAAAUAUCCUUUUCGAUUAUUCUAUCAAAGAGUCAACAUGGCUCCGAGGUUUGAAAUCGCUGUUGGUCUUAAGAAAGGCCACAAAACAACAAAGAUUUCCGGUGGAAAGAAAGGAAUUACAGACAAAGCAAUUAGAAUAAGACCUGCUAGGCUGAAGGGUCUCCAGACUAAGCACUCCAAAUUUGUAAGGGAUUUGGUACGUGAAGUGGUUGGUCAUGCUCCUUAUGAAAAGAGAGUAAUGGAAUUGCUUAAGGUUUCAAAAGAUAAGCGGGCUCUUAAGUUCUUAAAGAGACGCCUAGGCACGCACAUCCGCGCCAAGAGGAAGCGUGAAGAGAUGAGCAACGUUCUUGUACAAAUGAGGAAGGCGGCCCACCAUGCUCAUUAAUAAAUAAUAAUAUGUUU
This is a messenger RNA of Pieris brassicae (large cabbage white), 459 nucleotides long. It is a transcript of the gene RpL36, whose product is annotated as 60S ribosomal protein L36. The coding region runs from base 95 to 442 and encodes 115 amino acids. Gene Ontology annotation, biological process: cytoplasmic translation. Gene Ontology annotation, cellular component: cytosolic large ribosomal subunit; ribosome. Lineage: Eukaryota; Metazoa; Arthropoda; Insecta; Lepidoptera; Pieridae. The record is from RefSeq and is a predicted model, not a curated record. Gene Ontology annotation, molecular function: structural constituent of ribosome. The transcript has 4 exons.